AUGGCCUUAGAGAUCCUAACGAUAGCCGACGAAGAAGGAACGAAGGAGAUUGGCAAGGAGAUCGAGGCUACUAGCAAGGAGAUCGAGGCUACGGGAUUCGGCAACGGACUUCCAAGGGACCUCGGAUCCGGAAAUGAGCUUCUUAAGGACCUUGGAAAGGUAAGACCUAUAACCGGCAAUUAUAUCGGUAACCUUUUACCGAUCCGACUAUUAGCUAAGCACGGCACGCUUGCGUACGGCACUCUAGGCGCCCUUGACGAUAAUGGUGACGAUUUCUUUAAGCUAAGAGCAGCAGACCUUUAUUUAAGAGCAAAAGAGUUAGCUUUGUUUGCAAGAAGCUUUCUUAAGGAGCUGAACGAGUGCUUUAAGAAGCUCGCUAAAGAGCUCAAAGGGAUCCAAGGCUCUUUACGACUAGGUUUGAAGGAUGAUCGAAGUCUUGCUAAUAAGCUAUAUUCAGCUUGUAAAAACGUGCUAAAGACUACGAUUGCACGUAUGAACCUUGCGUUUACUUUUACCGCCGCAGUUGCUAAUAUCCGCCGAGCAAUUGCAUUCGCAACUAAGACUUCUCGACCCGCUAAAGCGAGUAAAGCUUACGCGAGCUUUAACGAACUACACGAUCACACUUGCUUUUAUAACACUUUAAAGGCUAACUCUGAUUUGGACGAAGAAUACGAAUGCUUUAUUCAAGACCGCUAA
Messenger RNA from Drepanopeziza brunnea f. sp. 'multigermtubi' MB_m1, 696 nucleotides. NCBI's taxonomy places the organism in Eukaryota, Fungi, Ascomycota, Leotiomycetes, Helotiales, Drepanopezizaceae. The record is from RefSeq and is a predicted model, not a curated record.